CAAACCACAACAAGCCCCUGAAGAAAUACCAAAUUUUUCCAACUUUCUUCAGGGUGAAGUUGAGGGAUGAUCAGUGGAGCACACACACACACACACACACUAACACACACAGCACAUGCACACAUACACACACACACUCCACAGCAGCCCAAAGGAGCAUACAGAGCCCUUCUCCUUAAAUGGUCAAAGCUCCCAGGAGUGAAAGAAAGGCUGCUGCUGAAAAAAGACAGGGAACAGAGGGGACGGGAGAAGGAAGGAGAAGCCCCGAGGAUAGAGGAGUUUUCUGAGGGAAAGGCUGAGAGGGUGACAGUUGGACUGUGGGAAGUCGCUCUCAGUUGCAGGGGACCAGCGGGAGUGUGUGUGUCUGCUUCUCUACAGCAGUGGACUCAGGAAGAGGAGGAACACGUACCGCAGGAAUCUCCUCCUGAGCAAAGUGACCAGGACCCCAGGGAGACCUGCGACAAAGCUCCUGCUGCUGAGAGGGCUUUUAUUUUUCCCCACACCCGCUCUCACCCCCCACUAAUCCCCAGCAUGCCCACACUGCCUGAGGAAGAGGAGGAUUCCCCAGAGGACCUGGACAGCUCCUCCAGCUCUCCCAGCACAUCUGUACCUUGUGAAAUCCGAGCUGUGGUCAUGGCUGCGCCCACCAUCGUCUACCCACAGCAGGCCACCAUCGUCCAACAAGAUGGUCGCCCUAUGGAACAGGCCAGGCCGCACAGUCCCAGAGCUCGCCUGAGCAGAAACUCCUCUGGAGGACCCAUCACCACAGUCGACAGCACAGGGAACGUGAUCGACCUGGUGAAAGAUGCGCUGCCGGAGCUGCAGCUCUCUGAGGACGAUCGACAGAAGAACCUGGAGCUGCUGGAACAGGCCAAGAAGGUCAGCGACCGCUUCCUGACGCGCCGAGGCCGCCGCUCCACCGGCAGCACAGACUCACCCACAGGUCUUUCUCCUACUCUAACUCCAUCAUCCUCACCGUGCUCGUCUAGAAGCAGCUCUCUGACUGUGGCCCCACAAGCUGCUGCGGGACCCUCCGAGUCGACUCAGUCUGUUGGCCAGCUUCUAGAGGUUCCUUCAGGGCGAGAACAGACUGAACCAACGACCCAGGAUCAGGGCAGGAUGUUGGUGGACUGGAAGCCCACUGAGAAGAGGAAAGUGUCCUCUGGGACUCUAACGCCCCGUUUUGCUGUUCAGAAGGAGAACUGUGAUCCAACCGGACCUAAGAGUCCCCCGGCGGUCAAUAAAGCAGAUGAGGGCGCCGGUUCAGGCCAAAGCCCCAACCAGGCCCCAGCCACAGGAGUGGCCAAGCCUGUCCUCCGACCCCCCACCCAACUGGCCCCCUGUACAGCAGAGAUAAAGACAAUCGGGGCCUUCCCUCCGCUAAUGAGAGCAGUUUCCUGGGAUGCUGUGGGCAGCCUUAAUUCCAGAAACGGAGCGCCGAGUUUCCCUCCGAAAGCAGAGGACACUUUCUCAGACAAGCCCAGAGAUGUGUUGAAGUCUUCAGGGUACAAGGACCUCCCUGCCCCGCCGGGUGGUGUGCCCAAACUGUCUAAACUCAGAGAGGAACACAAGCUGCUGCGUAACCACAGCAUAGUGGGAUCCAAGUUACCAGACUUGAGUGAAGCUGCUGAACAGGAAAAGGGUCCUCAUCCGACCCCCAUCCCGGCCAGUAGCGCGGAGGCGAAGGAGAAGUUGGAUGCGAUGCCGAACAUUUCAGACGUGAUGCUGAGAAAACUGAAACUACACCGGGGCCUGCCAGGCUGUGCACCACCCCUGACUGAGAAGGAGGUUGAGAAUGCAUUCGUCCAGCUGUCACUGGCUUUUCGUAACGACAACUACACCCUGGAGACGCGGCUCAAACAGGCGGAGAGGGAGAGGAACAUGACUGAGGAAGACACAGAGAAAGAGCUGGAGGAGUUCAAAGGAGCGCUGAAGACGACCUCACCCCAGUGCCAGAACCUGGAGCAACGCGAGGCCUACCAGCGCCUCACGGAGACGGUGUCGGUGCUGCACCGCCUGGCCACACGACUCUCCAGCCGGGCGGAGAUCGUCGGAGCGGUUCGACAGGAGAAACGUAUGAACAAGGCCACUGAGGUCAUGAUGCAAUAUGUGGAGAAUCUGAAGCGGACGUAUGAGAAGGAUCAUGCCGAGCUGACGGAGUUUAAGAAGCUGGCCAACCAGAACUCCAAUCGCUGUUACAGUGGGUCUGUGGACACUGGAGAUGAUGGAGUUGCACGGUCGUCAAGAUCAAUGUCCCUCACCCUUGGAAAGGCUCUGCCCAGACGCAGGGUGAGUGUAGCAGUGGUGCCGAAGUUUAACCUCCUGAACAUCCCAGGUCAGAGUCCAGCCACAGCUGGCCCGGGCCCCAACCUGCUAUUAGGGCCCAGUCCGUCCUCAGGCCCCCACCCAGCCCUUGGCCCCAACGUGGGACCAUCCACUGGUGCUGCUCUUCCUGUCCUGUGUGAAGCGAAUGAUGUGAAAGUCAGCACUCCCAGAGAGGCGGUACAACCUGCAGCUGAAUGUGGAAAGAGUGUGCUGGAGCAGGAAAGUGAGCCGGCCAAGCCCUCAGUCAACUUAGAGGAGAUCAGAGCCGAGCUCAAGGCGAAGAUUGAGGAGGAGGCGUACAACAAAGGAUUACAAGAAGGACUGAAGCAGAACAAAGUGCACCAAGACGAGAAGCAUGAGGAGGAAAACACUGCGGAGAAAUUACUCGAAUCAACAAAUAAAGACGAGGAGAGCGGAAGAAAAAUAAAUACAAACAGGAGGAUGGAGGAGGUCCUGGCACGUCUCAGUCGCUAUUGUCCCAAGAUUUCCUUGAAUCGGCGACUUCUCUGGAUGGCCCUGACGCUGUUCGUCGUGAUGUGUCUGGUCAUCAGUAUUUUUUCAUUCUUCAGUCACUACUACAACAAACGCGAGGACACGUAAAGUACCACACGAGAUGAGGAUGUUCGGACUGAGUGUCGCGCCACCACCAAAGAACCCUGCCACAGAGUGACAGGGGCCGCUGUCACUCUCUGUCUCUGACCAUUUACCAUAUCACCACACCCGGACUCACUUGAAUCCAUGACCCUGGUUCUGGAGGGUCAGAAGGAGGCUUUACGGUUAAUGUUGCCUUCCCCUUGGUUGUCAGCGCUAAGUUAUUAUUUAGUUUGGAUUGAAAAGUCAAGGUGUUGUUUGCUGUGGUGAAAAAAAGAUUAUUUCUGUUUAGGGACCAGUGCAGUGUGAAGAAAUAUAUGUAUUUAAAUUAGAUACAUACAUAAUGAUUCCGGUAGUUUGGAUGAUGAAUAUGGCAUUUUCAUUUUCAUUUAAUGCCACAGCAGGAAAAAUUUAUAUUUAUUUCACUAUUAUGUUAAACCUAAAGUGCUGAACCGUUAUAUCCCCCUUCUGGCAGUGAGAGGAAUUACACAUACACAGGAUAAUAAUUAUACAUUUAGGUAGAGCAAAUGCAACAGCGAUUCGCUACACACCAUAGACUUUAUAUAAAAAUGGACGACGUGUCUCCACCUCCUCCCACUAUCCAGAAGUGAAGCCAAAACAUACUAACGCUGCCAUCUUGUGCUGAAAAUGUCAUGUGGAGCCAGAGUCUGGAUGUGCUCAACCACUCUUGAGUUGUUCUGAGCUUUAAAUCAAAACCAAACUUCACAUAUGUCUGAUAAGAGCUCCAUUAAAUGCCAGAAACCAACUUCGAGAGGAAAUGAUUUGGUCCAUGUCCCAUCCACUGACAUGGAGGAAGCAGGGGGCGAUCGGAGUGCUUUGGUUUCACUUUUGGGGAGCAGUCGUAUCCUCCAUCUGUAUACACAGUCUAUGCUGCACGGCUGCUAUAUUUUUGGAGGAGGCUACACACCAAUGUUAGUUUGUGUUUGACUUCGCCAUCAAUUGUUUCCUUUUAUAACUGUAGGCUCUUCUCUGAACGCAGAAUACAUUUUUUAUCUGGAGCAUCAGUUCCUAAGAUAUAAAGCACAUAACCGACAUCAUCUCCUUCGCUACAGUUGCUCUUCUCUUCAGCUUCGGCAAAUUUGCUGGUGGAAGCAAAGUGCAAAUCAGGAAUUUUUCCACAGACGCCAAAUCUCCUGCAAAAUACCGAGUGAAUCACCUGCAGCCGAUUCCUAACUGAUAAAUAAGAAGGCCUUGAAUGUGACGAACGUCUAUUUAUAUGUGAAAGUUCCCCACUUCCGCUUUAAAGUGUAAUCUUUUUUAUGUUCAUUAGAUAAUAAUUGAAUCCUUAUUUAAAGAUAGAGGAAUUAAUUCAUUGUUAUGAUCUGUUUUUUAAGUUCCAUCAUGUUUAAUUAAAGUCUUAAAUAUGAAACAUAAGCACAUUCCAGAGUGGUUCCGUAAGGGCGAUGAUUUGCAGGUGACGGUUCUCGCUUGAGUCCUUUUGGAUUGUCUUCAGAGCACUGACAGAUUUUCUUCUUGUGUGAGAGCACUGUGUCGACGGCAGGAGACGUGUUUUUAUCUUCUUUGCACGUGUGUUUCUGCCUGUGUGUGUUGUUGGUUCUUUGUGGAUGUUUCACUCUUCCACGUCACCUUCGAAUAAAGGUGCAUGAAAGGAGA
This is a messenger RNA of Pleuronectes platessa (European plaice), 4551 nucleotides long. RefSeq names its product murine retrovirus integration site 1 homolog (gene irag1). Bases 67 to 2925 code for a protein of 952 amino acids. NCBI's taxonomy places the organism in Eukaryota, Metazoa, Chordata, Actinopteri, Pleuronectiformes, Pleuronectidae. The record is from RefSeq and is a predicted model, not a curated record. The transcript is spliced from 21 exons.